Messenger RNA from Colletotrichum karsti, 450 nucleotides. RefSeq lists its product as uncharacterized. Bases 1 to 450 code for a protein of 149 amino acids. The record is from RefSeq and is a predicted model, not a curated record. The transcript has 3 exons. Lineage: Eukaryota; Fungi; Ascomycota; Sordariomycetes; Glomerellales; Glomerellaceae.
AUGGCUGAUAAGGCUUCCUCCGCCGGCAAGUGGUCGAACCCUGUCCUUCUUGAGGCGUUGGUCAUGGCUUUCCAUGGCGUCGCCAAGGGCGAGGGUCUUACCAAGGAAGCUAAGGAUGCCGUUGUCGAGAAAGUCCAUCUUUGGGGCUUCACUGACAUCACCUGGGAGGGAGUAAGCCAAAUGAAAUGGACCUCUGAGGUCGACCAGCAGAUCCUGGUCGUCCUCGUCAAGGCUGUCAACCCGACCAGCGAGCAGUACGACGUCGUCCUGAAGAAUCUCGAACCUUCAGCCACCAUGUCUCGCCAUUAUCAGAAGUGGACUCCUGAGAUUGAUCAGGACAUCCUUACUGCUAUGGUGAAAGUCAUGAACCCAAGUACUGAGCAGUACGAGGCUAUCUUCGAGGCUCUGAAGCCUUGCGGCUACGGCUUCACGGUCAUCACCAUGAAGUGA